AUGAGCUCAGCAAGAUCAGGUUCAGAGGUACGAUUCACUACAUCGGAAGCCCUCAUAGCUGCUCUGGGACCCAUGGGGCCCCAGUAUGUAGACCUGCAGCAAAGCAUUGACAAGGUGAAUCUGUCCUAUGUCAGGAAUCCAAUGCUCCUCGUUCAGAACAGAAAGGAGGCCAUCAGAGAAGCCAGGCAGGCCGAGAGAGAGGCAAAGAUUGCCCGGAAGGAACCAAUCCAUCGAAUAACUUUGAAAGGCUUGCUUAUUCAAUAUCUACGGCAUGUGGAUCCCAUACUCGAGUAUCAAGCUCGUCUCAAGAAUUCGAAUUCCGCAUGUAAAGGAUUGGACGACGCAUUGCUGGAGCUCUUCAACGAGGAUAACACCAGAUUUCUUGGUCGUAGAGGGUGGGAUGUAACCGACUUAAUGAAUUGGACCUGGGUUUUGACCUCGGAGACGACCGAACGUGCAGCAACUCGACUGUUGGCGAUUGCGCAUCAGGGAUUUCCAAAGCUUGGAGAUGGGAUGUUGAUCCCCCAAUUCGUCUUUCUUUUCUUACUUCGUCGACGAAAUCCGAGCGCAGAGGCCCUGAGGUCUUUGUUGAUCUACGCUUGGGAACUGAUGGAGAAGUCGGAAAGCUUGCUGGAACCGUUACCUCCACUGGAGAAGCUCGCGGAUGAAGCACUCCAAGGAAAGAACCUCACAAAUACUCGCGUUGUCAAAAGCGCAGAAGACGAUCCGCUCGGGAUGAACGGAAGCGUCUUCAUGAUUAUGGUUAUAAGGCUACUACGUUCUGCUCGCACGGUGUGGCCAGCAGCUUGCGACAGCAUCGUAGCCUUAGUCAAUCGAUAUUUGGACGGCGUCAAUUUCCGUCCAGGGGCCUCGCAAAUGACCACUUUGACUUUAGAAGACACAACGCAACUUACGUACAUGUACAACACGCUCUUGAAAUUGGUGUCGCUUCCAGCGUCAACAGGGCCCUUCCAGUCCGUAUUUUACCAGCAGCGAGCGCAAUUCAGUCUUUUGAGAAGGAUGAAUCAGUUUCAACCACCCUUGAUUGUCGACAGAAGAGGAUAUCGCGCUGUUGUCAGUAUGCAACUAAGGCAUAAGAAGACCUUGAAGGAGCGUGAAUGGGCACAGAUGAAAGCAAAAUCAUGGCCUCCCUGGAAAGAAGAGAAGCUCGGUAUAGACGCUAAUAUCAGUGUCGAGCAUGGAACCAGUCGGGCCAUGGAAGCUAUGAGGCGGUCUUGGGAAGCAGGAUAUGGUCCGGAUAAUUGGGAUAUAGGUGCCUCAAUCCUUGCAGGCUGGGACACCGAUGGUAGUCCUACUAUACAGACCCGUGCAGUCUAUCUUCCUCAUGAUCCUCAUGAGCGUCGUACCGAAGACGCACAGAUCUGGGUUGCUCGAAUACGAUCGACAAGGACUCUCAAUGAAGCUUGGUCUUGCUUCUUGUCGUACAAAGAUCAGGAAUUCAGACCUGGAGGAGCUUUCUAUGUGUACCAUCAAAUGUUCGAAAAAAUUGUGCAGGAUGCCAAAAGACCGCCCGCUGAAAACAUCAACCCCAGUUCGACAGAUUUCCCUGAUGAGCAACCUCCUCUGCCCGGUGAUGGUCUAGAGGUCUUGCCUGCUCCCGAAUCCCCUCGAGAAGCAGUGUAUGUUCGUAGACCACCACCAACGAUCGACGAAUUCGUCGAAUUGAUGGCCGAGGAUAAGAUUAGGCCCGGUAAAAAGUUUUUGAGCACCAUGCUUACGAAUGCGCCGACUCUCGAAGCCGGUCUACAGUACCUUGAAGCAAGCGCAAUGCCAAAUGAGCACGUACUCGCUUUGGGUGGGGAGAAACCACCGAGCACCCCCAAGGCUCAAGCUGCGCUCGUAGCAAUCCCGCCUUACCUUUUUUCUGCCUUCAUUCGCCUACUGACUCGAUUCCCGCCAAGAAUGCCUUAUAAAGAUCGGCCCAGCGAAUUUGCUCUUGCUCAAACCGGUUCAGUCUUGGAUUCGAUGAUGGAGAAGACAGAAUCGGCUCAGCUUGCUUUACUCCAAAAUUCUUCAGGUUCAAAAAAAACUGUAGAGCUUGCACCCCCAGUAAGAUCGAUUGUUAAAAAUCCGCUUCUCAAAGCCAUUCAGCUUGUGCUUGCUCGGAAACCCCGAUACCGACCUGCAUGGUAUAACCUUUUUCGAGCGCUCUCUAGUCCUAGAGUCGUGAUAGAUGUGGUCUCGAAAUUUGUAGACCAAGAUUACCAGGACAUCAAGACUUGGCAGAUGACCUGUACUCUCUUGAAUGAAAUGCUUGAGAUUGACCAGACCCUCGAUCUUGAAGGCUUUCAGUUACUCUGCGCCGGACUAGAAAAGGCAAUCUUCGCCAGUGAAAGGCUCUCCAGGAACCCACGCAUUCGACGAGGAGACAACGAUCCCAGGGGCGACAUGAGAUCCUACGUUGAUCGCGUACUUUUGACCGGUCUUCCGCUUCUCAAAGAGAUUUUCAAGGACGUCGUCAGAUCGAAAACGAUGCAGGAAGCGAUACCUGUUUCUCUAACGGAAGAGAAGUCAAACAUCGACGCAUCCAUUGAGGAGCACGGUGUAUUGGAGUCCGGUGAUACUGAAGAAGAGUUUGAAAAUGAUUCGAUGACAGAAUCCAGGGCCUUUUUACCUCCAGGCUGUUUGCUUCCGAGACUACUGGAGGUGCCACACCCCGCUUGUCUUCAUGGGUUCAUACGAAUACUCGGACUUCGCCGAGAUUACCACGGUAUUUUGGACUUGGUAGAAUGGAUGUCCCUCUUCGCUGAUGACAUCAACGCCGUCGCCGACGAAAAAGCGAAUUGGUCCAGGAUGAUGCGGCGGUGUUUGACCGCAAUUCACGUGUUCAUGGAACGCAGUUGGAUAAUUCUGGAAAAGAGAGAAGCUGAGGCUCAAGGAGAAGACCCAAACACUGUACGUGAUGAGCUAGAGAUGAAGGCAGAACCUGCACCAGCGGGAGUUGUGAGGGCUAUUCAAGAGAUUGUGAGGCAAAAUAAGAGAUGGGGCGGUUGGCCUAUGCCUCAUAACUACGCAGAAGAAUCCAUUCCAGACAAAGCUUCCAACUUUCCGCUGAUAGAAAUGCGUCCACCCCGACAUCCCACCCUCAUCUUUCACAAUCACCAUGACAUCUUCAUCACCCAACCCCGUCUCAUCCUUGCUCCUCACCGCCAUGUCCGCCUCUCCUCCACCGCCCCCGCCCCGUCCCUCCUUAAAACCCACAACAUCCCCGCCCCCCACCUCGGCCACAUCCGCAUCCUCAGUCUCAACAACCCCCGCAGCCGCAACGCCAUCUCCCGCCAACUCCUCUCGGAGCUCUCUCACGAAAUAUCGGCCGUGAAAACGCAGACCGAGGAUGAGCUGGCGAGGAGGAAAGCCCAGCAACAAGAGAGCGCAGCGCUGGGAGCGGGAACGCGGGUGCUGAUCCUCGCCAGCGACCUCGACGAAUGCUUCUGCGCGGGCGCGGACCUGAAAGAGCGGCAGAGCAUGAGUGCUGCUGACACGACCCACUUCCUCCACACCCUCCGCAGCACCCUAACGCAGCUCUCCGCGCUCCCCAUCCCGACCAUCAGCGCCGUCGCCUCCGUCGCCCUCGGCGGCGGUCUCGAACUCGCGCUCGCGACCACCUUCCGCAUCUUCGCCUCCUCGGCCCUCGUCGGCCUGCCGGAGACGCGGCUCGCGAUCAUACCGGGGGCCGGGGGCACGUAUCGGUUGCGGGGGUUGGUGGGGGAGGCCAGGGCGCUGGAGAUGGUGCUGACGGGGAGGAGGGUGGGCGGGGUCGAGGCGGGGCGGAUGGGGAUUUGCGAACGCGUGGUCGAUGUGGGUGGUGGUGGGGACGGGGACGGGGGUGGUGGGGAGUCUGCGUCUUGGACGGGGGGGAGGGAGUGGAGGCGGGAUGUGAGGGAGAAGGUGUUUGAGAGUGCGGUGGGGAUGGCGAGGGAGAUGUGUGAGGGGGGACCGGGGGCUGUGGGGGCGGCGAUGAGGGUGGUGAGGGAGGGGACGGCGGAGGGGGAGGAUAGGGAGUAUGAGGGUGUUGUGGGGAUGGGGGAUCGGGAUGAGGCGCUCAGGGCGUUUGGGGAGAAGAGGAAGGCGGUGUUUAGGGGGAGGUGA
This is a messenger RNA of Letharia lupina, 4110 nucleotides long. RefSeq lists its product as uncharacterized. The transcript has 3 exons. The coding region runs from base 1 to 4110 and encodes 1369 amino acids. The record is from RefSeq and is a predicted model, not a curated record. Gene Ontology annotation, molecular function: enoyl-CoA hydratase activity. Lineage: Eukaryota; Fungi; Ascomycota; Lecanoromycetes; Lecanorales; Parmeliaceae. Gene Ontology annotation, biological process: fatty acid beta-oxidation. Gene Ontology annotation, cellular component: mitochondrion.